AUGAUAGUGUUAUCAUGGAAUAUCGGAGGGCUGGGAUGUUCAGCUAAAAGAGCUCAGAUUCGAAAGAUUUGCAAAUCUAACAAAGUUGAGAUUCUUACAAUUCAGGAAAGAAAAUUACAGGGGAUCAAUAUGAGUGUUAUUGAUUUGAUAUGGGGGACAUCGAAUAAAGAUUGGGUUUCUCUUGAUGCAGUGGGAUAUGCUGAUGAGGCGGUGGUGGAUAAUCUUCAGAAAAUCUUAGUUUGUUUUGAAGUUGUUUCAGGUCUUCGAAUCAAUAUCACGAAAUCUGAAAUGCUGGGUAUUCGUUUGGAGGAAAGAGAGUUGGGGAAACUGGCUUCUCUCAUUGGGUGUAAAACAGGUUCUUUUCCUUCAACGUAUCUUGUUAUGCCUCUUUGUUUGGGAAAACCUCCAUUAAUUCUAUGGGACAGGGUUAUCGAAAAGGUUGAGAGGAAGUUAUCGAUUUGGGAAAGCCAGUAUCUUUCGUUGGGAGGCCGUCUUACCCUUAUUAAAGUGGUUCUUCCUAGCAUGCCGAUUUAUAUUAUGUCUCUUUUUAAAUGUCCAAAAUCAGUUUUGAAUCGUUUGAAAAAGCUACAACAAGAUUUUCUUUGGUACAGAUCGGCAAAUAGAAGUAAUUUUCAUCUUCUAAACUGGAACGAUGUCUGUUGCCCAUUGGAAGAUGGGGGAGCCGGUAUUAGAGACUUAGACCUAAUGAAUAUCACUCUUCUAGGCAAAUGGCUAUGGAGGUUGGCACAAAAAGAAGAUACCUUGUGGAAAGUUAUCAUUGAAAACAAAUAUGGUCUUUCUAAAGGGGGAUGGGGCCGUAAAGCGUUCUACAUUGUAUUGUGA
This is a messenger RNA of Magnolia sinica, 843 nucleotides long. RefSeq lists its product as uncharacterized. Lineage: Eukaryota; Viridiplantae; Streptophyta; Magnoliopsida; Magnoliales; Magnoliaceae. The record is from RefSeq and is a predicted model, not a curated record. The transcript has 2 exons. Bases 1 to 843 code for a protein of 280 amino acids.